Hyla sarda is the source of this 4192-nucleotide messenger RNA. RefSeq lists its product as uncharacterized. Bases 529 to 3366 code for a protein of 945 amino acids. The transcript is spliced from 14 exons. NCBI's taxonomy places the organism in Eukaryota, Metazoa, Chordata, Amphibia, Anura, Hylidae. The record is from RefSeq and is a predicted model, not a curated record.
AUGAUGACCGCGCUCGUUUUACAGUUUACAUCAAAUCACAAUCUGUUACUGUGGAUCUAAGCAUGGCGCCCCCUACUGACAUGUGAAAGGGGAACAGCUAUAAUGUUACAUCCUGUAUUAUACCCCAGAGCUGCACUCACUAUUCUGCUGACUCCGCACGGAAUGCAUUGCCGUCUACGAGACAGCGCAUCAUUAUGCCGUUGCCUGUAGUCUCCGGAUUUUCGGUGCGGACAUUCCAUAGUGUGAACAUCGCCUUAGAAGACAUAUCUUCAUCGUUUUUUUUGACUGUAAUUGAUGAAUCAGGAUGAUCCGAAACGUGAGAACACAACACAAAGGCGGAAGGGGUUCACAUGUGACCUGCCGUGGCGCCGCGACGGUAAAGGGUUUCGUGAAAACAUAUUCAUGAAGUUAUUAUUUGGAUCCAGGAGGAAGCAGAACGUCUGGUUCCCUUUAAGGAGAUGGUUUCGGCAGAACUGAGAUAAAGGUGCGAUCAUCGCCGGGGGAUCAGUUAUGUGAAAUCUUUCCGAGAUGAGGACGAUAAUUGUGGCGCUGCUCGUCGUGGUCAUCCACAUGGCUGAAGGUUCUGCACUUGAGGUCACUGUUUCUCCUUCACAAGUCGGGAUAGUUCACAGUGAUGUUAUUCUGUCGUGCACUUUCAAAGUGGACAAACCUCCAAUAAACCCUCAGUUCUUGGCCACCUUCUGGCACUUUGGAGAAAAGGAGAUUGCAAGACACGACAGUAAGGCAACGUGGUCAGCUCCAGAAUAUACCAUGAAUGAGCAGACGAUCACACAGGGGGAUGCCUCUCUGACCAUCCGCAAUGUGACCGUCUCUCAUCAGGGCGCAUACAAGUGCACGGUGGUCUACAGUCCAAACUCCCAGGUGCAGGAAAUCCAGUUAGAUAUUCUUGCUGUUCCAGAGGUCCAGAUUCAAAAGAAAGCAAUCCUGAGUGGUGUGACAAGUCUUCUCCAAUGUUCUGUCACAAACUUCUUCCCGAAAGAUAUGAAGGUGACUUGGCUCAAGAAUGGUCAGACCCUAAGUGGUUUGGCGGCCCAGGAUGACAGGACGAAUGUAGAUAACACGUUUACGAGGAUCAGCUCGGUAAAUGUUACAUUUCUGGAGGAACAGGGGAAACCAAAAAUUACUUGUCAGGUGGAACAUAAAUAUCUUCAAGAGCCCAUCAAGGAUUUUUACAUUGUGCAGUAUGGAGCUGCCCCCACCGUCAAUAUGAAGGCUUCCAAGACAACCGAUGGUAAUGACCAGAUUUACAUGUGUGAAGCAACAAAUUAUUUCCCAAAAGAAGUGACAAUGGACUGGUUGUUGGAUGGGAAGAGAAUCGAUUCUACCCUGUCAAAUAACAAUGGAUAUUUCAACAAAGAGAUUUUUUACCGUAUUCAGAAUGAAGGAAACAACCCACCAUCUCAGAUCUCCUGUGAGGUCCAACAUGAGACAUUAAACAGUCCUGUAACUACGACAAAGGAAGUAAAAGUGGAGCGUGCUUGUAAGAGGUCAUGUCACUUCGGUAUUAUUGGUGUCUUGAUAGCGUUACUGAUAAGUGCGUUACCAGCACUAUGGUAUUACAUGAAGAGAGAAUCCCAGAAGUUCCUGGUGAGUCACAUUCACAGCCUGGAGAGUGAGGAGAAAGUCGCCGUGUACUGUAUGGCGUCCAACUGUCCAGAAGACGUGCGGGUGACCUGGACCAUCACCGAGAAUGGAACAGAUAUAGAAAUCUCAGAAAAUAAGCUGGAAAAAGAUGAAGAGGCCGGUCUCCUAAACAACCAAGUCAGCCAAGAUUAUACUGUGGAAACUGACCGAUCACAGUCCGAUAAACUCCACCACGCCAUCUCUACCCUGACCUUUACACCAGCUGAAAUGAAACACAAAGAGAUAAAAGUCUCCUGCACCUUCCUCUGUAACGGAACAAGUCAGCAGAAGCAUUUACUAUGGAAGUUCACAGAAAUCAGAAGGCCAGAAGUGCCCGAUCCUAUGCAGCUGUCACUGGGGGACAAUGGAGACGUUGUCUGUUCUGUCUCUCUGCAGAACUUUUUUCCGAAAGAUGUCAAGAUAAAAUGGAGCCAUGGCCUUGGACAAUUCCAGGAUGCAGAGACUCUUAAAGAGACAUUUACAAAAAAUAGUGCCUGUUCAUUUAAUGUAAGAAGUGAAUGUAGAGUUCCUGGCAAUCUCCUCAAGGAUCAAGGAUAUAGAAUACGAGCCACAUGGAGCCUUGGAAAUGAGACCGGGCAACAGGAAGCGUCAAUAACAGACUCUGGAUGGCGCCCAGUGAUGGGAGAGAUUGAGAAACCUACAUUCAUGGACGGUAAAGAAGCUAAACUGCUUUGUCGAGUCUCUGGGUAUUUCCCCGAUGUUUUGGACGUGAAGUGGUUAAGGAGAGAUGCAGGAAGCCAAGAAGACUAUGUUGUGUCUGACAGUGACAAAUACAAGAUCCCGAUAGUAGAGGCCACACAACAAGAAGAUAAGACAUUCACCUGUACGGCCUGUCUGAACCUAUCAGUGUCUGCGGCAACAGAUUUCGGGGCAGAAUUUAUCUGUCGGGUGAGACACCCCAGUAUACCGACACAUGUGGAGAAGAGCACGGGAGCGAUCAGGGUGAUCGGUAUCCGAGCUGUGAAUGUAAAUCUGAAUGAAGAUAAAAUGAGAGCAGAAGUUUUACUUUUCCCCCCAAAUGAUGUCAAAAUCACAUGGGGGAGACAGAAGGGCACCAAGAAAGAUUAUGAGGAAUAUAAAGAUGUCUCUCUGAAUAAAUAUCCCAGCAGUGAUGGCACCUACACAUGUUAUAGUGAGAUUCCAGUCAGCUUCCAUAAGGACAGAAAAUAUUAUAGAGUGGUUGUUAAACACGAUGCAUCAAGUACUGUAAUAGAGAAGAUCAUCUUACGAGAGAAUGGUGAAUUUUACUUAUUUGAAAAUGAGAAAAUGAAGACUCUUUUGGCCCAAAUGUCUGAGCAACAACAAGGCAAAAGCAUCAAUGCAGAAAGUCAGGAGCCGCCAGCAGGGAUCAAGGCUGUGAAUGUGACACUUCUAAAUAAAGCUAAAAUAAGAGCAGAAGUUUCACAUUUCACCCCAAAAGAUAUAGAAAUCACAUGGAGGAGAGAAAAGACAAAGACAAAAAUGUAUGAGGACUGUGCACACUCACUUACAGUAGAGGUCAACAGUGAUGACACCUACACAGCUUAUAGUGAGAUUACAUUAAAGGAUAAAAGCAAAAGAUAUGAAGUUGUUGUGGAUCACAAAGCAUCAAAGUCUUCAAUAAAAAGGACCGUCCUACAAGAACACGGUAAAUGGUAUAUAAUUGACAAGAAGAAUGUGAAGACUCCUUUGGCACAAACAUCUGAGCAGCAAAAUGGCUGAAUUUUUUAUUAAGAAAAUCUGGAACCUCCAGCAGAGACACGACAGGGGAGCAAUGUAUUAUGCUUUGAAGAGGAAGAUGACAAAGGAAACUCCAUUGCAAAGUUCAUAUUUCAAUAAGAAGAAAAAAUCUCAACAUAACGUAUAUAAAGUUUUUUGUUGUUUUUGUUGUUGUUGUUUUUGUUUAUUUUUUAAGCCCCUUCACUCCCCCUUAUACUGAAUGACUAUGUUCAGGACAUUUUCCAAUUUUAUUGUGCGGGACUCAAAAUGGUAGGGGGUUCUUUUGAAUCUCCAAAAAUAAACGUAGAAGAAUAGAAGACUGUAGCACUCCAAAAAAUCGUGAAAAAGCGGUGGCGUUUAUUCCAGCGCAAACAUCAAGGCAACGUUUCGGCUGCAUGUAAGGAGCCUCUCUUUCUCUGGCUUGAGAAAGGCUGCUUGCAUGCAGCCGAAACGUUGCCUUGAUGUUUGAGCUGGAAUAAACGCCACCGCUUCGGUAUGCCAAUGUAUAUCACACACUUAAAGAAUCCGUAACUCCAUACCAUAACUAAUACCAUUAUAUCUGUUCUUAUUUUUUUUUUUAUUCUGGUAGAAUCAGGUGUUGAUCCAGCAGAGCAGUUGUUUUUCCAAUAUUCUCUUUACUCUCUGUCUCUAUAUAGGCCGGCAUUACACAGAGACAAAACAAUUUGCGGUUGCUAAGAGACUAAUAGAUUUGGAUUAAAUUACCCUAUUUUUCGCGCUAUAGGACGCACCGGCGCAUAAGACGCACCCUAUUUUUAGGUGCAAAAUCUAAAAAAUUAAAGAUUUUGAACCCAAUAGUGGUCUUCAACCU